Molecule: messenger RNA, 939 nt
Organism: Penicillium olsonii
Lineage: Eukaryota; Fungi; Ascomycota; Eurotiomycetes; Eurotiales; Aspergillaceae
Source: the annotation of a GenBank genome assembly
AUGAACCCGCGGGUAUUCAGGGCAGGCGCGGGCCACUCUGGUCAAUCCAGCCACACCGCCCCGCUGCCCUUGUGGCUGGGCGUUCCGUCAUCUAUUCUCGUCUGCCUUCGACUUCUCAAACCCUUUGGAUCUUCCGUCCAGUUUACUUGUCUCGGCGAUCUUGGGAUAUCUGACUCGUCUUACCUUCCUGCCUCGUUCCACUUUCAUCCGCCACCGAUCAUGGCUUCCAGGCAACCCGCUGGAGCCCGCCCGGGCGCAAGAUUCGCUCAGUUCAAGCUCGUGCUCCUCGAGUUCCUUGGUCCUUCGAUUCGUGAAAGUGAGUUCUGGAAAAUCGCUCGUUUCUCUCUCCGCGACGAGACCAGCAGGAUCCAGGGUGGGAAUACUGACUGCGUGGUUCAGGACCAAUUUGAUGAUUACCGCGAGUCGACAAUCGGAGCCGCCUUCCUCACACAGACCAUUUCCCUCGAUGAUUCCACCACGGUCAAGUUCGAAAUCUGGGAUACCGCUGGUCAGGAGCGCUAUAAGUCGUUGGCCCCGAUGUACUACCGAAAUGCCAACUGCGCCGUGGUUGUCUAUGACAUCACCCAAGCGUCAUCACUGGACAAAGCCAAGUCAUGGGUGAAGGAGCUUCAACGCCAGGCAAACGAGAAUAUUGUGAUCGCCCUGGCAGGCAACAAGCUGGAUCUGGUCACCGAGAGCCCCGAUAAGCGGGCAAUUCCAGAGGCUGAUGCCGAGGCUUAUGCACGCGAAGCAGGCCUACUUUUCUUUGAGACUUCCGCCAAAUCCUCAACAAACGUCAAGGAGCUAUUCACCGCCAUCGCAAAGAAGCUUCCUCUGGAGCAAGCCGGUGCUCGGAACAUGCGGACAACUCCUCGCCCUGGCGUUGACUUGCGCCCUGAGGCCCCUGGCACACAAGGCGCCGGCGCCUGCAACUGCUAA